AUGCAUGCGCCAUUUGAGUAUACGAUAGCAACAAUUUAUUCAAUGUGCCUUUUCAGUCAAGAAAGUCCGAAAUGUGAAGUAAUUGAUGUAAAAGUAGCUGAUAAAAAAAUUGUUUUUGAUAUUGAAAAUGGUGAUUGGAAUACAGUUGCUGCUAAAAGUUUUGGUGAAACAAUUUUGAGUAGCAAUGUACAAAAAAUUCGAAAACAAAAUGAAUUAUUACAAGAAGAAAACAAUUUGUUAAAACUUAAAGUUGAAAUUUUAUUAAGUCGUCUUGCUGAAUCUAUUGCUGAAAAAUCAUCAACUCAACAUUAG
Messenger RNA from Rotaria sordida, 312 nucleotides. NCBI's taxonomy places the organism in Eukaryota, Metazoa, Rotifera, Eurotatoria, Philodinida, Philodinidae. The record is from the annotation of a GenBank genome assembly.